AUGAAGCCAACCCAAGAAAACUAUGUCCCUUCUCAUCCAGAUAUAUGUAUUGUCGAAUUUAGCCGUGACGGACAGUACAACUCAUGCUUGCGGGCAACGGCGUCGUUCAAGGCAGGCCAAAUUCUUGUCCCGUUAAGGGGCUUGACUCCUGCUCCUCAGCGCGCGUAUACAUCUGUUCAAUGCGGCCCGGCCCGCGAGGACAACAUCGAGCUCAAUUCAGACCUUGUCUACGUGAACCACUCGUGUAACCCCACAGUCGCGUUUGAUCUCUCGUCCAAAGACCCUGCACGAUGGCACCUUCGCGCCCUUCAAGAUAUCAGCGAAGGGGACAUCCUUACUUUCUUUUAUCCAAGCACAGAGUGGGACAUGGACCAACCAUUUGACUGCCAAUGCGGUGACCGUACUUGCUUGGGCAAGAUCAGAGGCGCAAAAUAUCUGUCCGUCCAGGAGUUAAAAGGCCGAGGAUUCAUCAACCAAUGGAUCUGGGAUUUAGUUGCACUGAGAGACGGAAGGACGGUUACUAAGUCCCACCUCUGA
Messenger RNA from Pleurotus ostreatus (oyster mushroom), 537 nucleotides. RefSeq lists its product as uncharacterized. NCBI's taxonomy places the organism in Eukaryota, Fungi, Basidiomycota, Agaricomycetes, Agaricales, Pleurotaceae. The transcript is spliced from 5 exons. Gene Ontology annotation, molecular function: protein binding. The coding region runs from base 1 to 537 and encodes 178 amino acids. The record is from RefSeq and is a predicted model, not a curated record.